GUCAUCAACAACACGAUCGCCGCACCCCGUAUUAAGCAAGGGAAAGUCAAUCGACAAGCGGUCACCAUCCACUCUCCCUCAAUGCAAAAUUGCGCCGAUAAUCCAUUCGUAACGACGACAUUCAUCGACGCUCUCAUUUUUCUAAAUUCGGCGAUUACUACGCGAUUUUACCCAAUUGCCCAAGUCGACGGAUUUAAUACCAGUUAGUACCUCGAAUAUCGAGACCCGAGAGAGAAAAGAAUCGUGGCCACGAGAGCCUAGUCUGGCGGACACGUCGGGUUGAACGGGCUCGGCCCGCAACUCUCCCAUGAUGGCGAAAGACGAUGGAGUAAAUAGCCCGGAUGACAAGACAAUGAAGAGAUCGAGAUGGGCAACUCGAAAACUUACUGUCAAGAGUAGUAGUCUUAAGAGGCUUUCUCUCAAAGGUCGUAUACACAAGAGAACAGGUUCCUCGGCGGAGAAGAAACGUACUUCGGGCGGUAGUCAGUCCACGACAAGCGACAAUGAUCCUUACGACAGCACCACCGCGACCGAUCGUAAUGAUCAGACCGACGCGAACAGCACAACAUCUUCCGAGGAAGGGGAGGACAGGAUGGUGUUCUUCAAUCUACCUUUACCUGACGAUAUGAAGGAUGAAGAGGGCAACCCGUCUCGCAUCUAUGCUCGAAACAAGAUUCGGACUGCCAAAUACACGCCGUUGUCUUUUAUCCCGAAGAACUUGUGGUUUCAAUUCCACAACAUCGCCAACAUUUUUUUCUUAUUCAUGGUCGUCCUUGUGAUCUUUCCCAUUUUUGGAGGAGUUAACCCAGGACUCAACGCGUUACCUUUGAUAUUCAUUCUUGCUGUGACCUCUAUCAAAGACGCCAUUGAAGAUUAUCGCAGGACGAUUCUCGAUAUCGAAUUGAACAACGCACCCGUACAUCGUCUAGUCGGCUGGAAUAAUGUCAAUGUUACUGAAGAUAACGUCUCUCUUUGGCGAAAGAUUAAGAAGGCCACUUCGCGAAACCUUGCUUUGUUUUGGCGCACGACGCAGAGUCUAUGGAAAAAGAAGGAGCAAAAGGGCACGCCAGAAAAUGCCAUGAAUCCGCGUGUCUCUAUUGAAACCAAGGCAACGCGCCGCGAAUCUAUGCUGUCUCCCCGCGAUAACAGGGCUUCAUAUAUGUCUGCCUAUGAAGACAUUCAGAUGACUCCAGUCACUUCACCCCUCCCUCCGCAGACUAACCAGAAAGAUAUGCUUGAAGUCAACGAGCGUCCAACCUCGGGGCAGUCUUUCAAUCCCGAAGAGUCGAAGUUGGCUAGGGUAAAGGGCGACUUGAUUAAUCACGAUGCACCUUCAACUGGUCGAGCUAAGUUUCAGAAGGAUCACUGGAAGAAUCUACAGGUCGGAGAUUUUGUGCGACUUUAUAACGACGAUGAACUACCCGCGGAUGUUAUUGUUCUUGCGACCUCUGAUUCGGAUGGUGCCUGCUACGUCGAGACGAAGAAUUUGGAUGGAGAGACCAACUUAAAGGUUCGCCAAGCACUCCGAUGUGGACGAACGUUGAAGCAUGCCAGGGAUUGUGAACGCGCUCAAUUCAUCAUUGAGAGUGAACCUCCGCAGCCUAAUCUCUACAAAUAUAACGGUGCUAUCAAAUGGGAUCAAGUGACGGCUCUUGGACCUACCGAAAUGUCCGAACCGAUUACCAUAGACAACUUACUCCUCCGAGGUUGCAAUCUAAGGAACACUGAAUGGGUACUGGGCGUUGUUAUAUUCACCGGUCAGGACACCAAGAUCAUGCAGAACGCGGGUGUCACGCCAAGCAAGCGUGCUCGGAUCGCUCGCGAGUUAAACUUCAACGUCGUUUGCAACUUCGGUAUCCUUGGAGCAUUGUGCCUUCUCUGUGCUAUUGUCAACGGAGUAUCGUGGUCCAAGAGCGACGCCUCUACUGCUUGGUUUGACUACGGUUCAAUUGGCGGCAGCCCUGCUAUGACUGGUUUCAUUACUUUCUGGGCGGCACUUAUCAACUUCCAGAAUUUCGUCCCUAUCUCGCUUUACAUCUCCCUCGAAAUCGUGCGAACAUUACAGGCUAUUUUCAUUUACAGCGAUGUCGAGAUGUAUUACGACAAGAUUGACUAUCCCUGUGUACCGAAGUCGUGGAACAUUUCAGACGAUGUCGGACAGAUUGAAUACAUUUUCUCGGACAAGACAGGAACACUCACCCAGAACGUCAUGGAAUUCAAGAAAGCUACUAUCAAUGGUCAACCGUACGGAGAAGCCUACACCGAAGCAAUGGCUGGUAUGCAGAAACGCUUAGGUGUCGAUGUGGUAAAAGAAGCUGCUAGAGCCAGAGAACAGAUUGCCGCUGGGAAAACUCACGCACUAGAAGGACUGAGAACGCUACAUAACAACCCGUAUCUACAUGACGAGGAUAUGACCUUCAUAGCUCCCGAUUUCGUUGAUGAUCUCCAAGGACAGUCUGGAGAGGAACAGAAGCAAGCAAACGCAAACUUCAUGCUUGCCCUGGCUCUUUGCCACACCGUUAUCGCAGAACAUAUUCCAGGCGACCCUCCAAAGAUCGAGUUUAAAGCUCAGUCCCCGGAUGAAGCAGCUCUUGUAUCAACUGCCCGCGAUAUGGGAUUCACCGUACUUGGUCAGACAUCGGAUGGUAUCAGGUUGAACGUCAUGGGCGAGGAAAUCCACUAUCCGAUCCUCAACAUAAUUGAAUUCAACUCCAGUCGAAAGCGUAUGAGUGCCAUCAUCAAGAUGCCCGACGGUCGAAUCGUUCUUUUCUGCAAGGGUGCGGAUAGUAUUAUCUACUCGCGUCUUAAGCGUGGAGAGCAAGCGGGGCUUCGCAAGACUACUGCCGAACACCUUGAAAUGUUUGCCCGUGAAGGUCUACGAACCCUGUGCAUUGCUCAGCGUGUACUCUCUGAACAGGAAUAUCUCGAAUGGCGUAAGGAGCACGAUAAGGCCGCUACUGCCAUGCAGGACAGAGAAGAAAAACUAGAAGAAGUCGCCGACAAGAUUGAGCAGGAGCUAAGUUUACUUGGAGGAACCGCCAUCGAGGAUCGACUACAAGAUGGUGUUCCGGACACAAUCGAAUUACUUGGUCGCGCAGGAAUCAAGCUGUGGGUGCUCACCGGAGACAAAGUUGAGACCGCUAUCAACAUCGGUUUCUCGUGCAACCUGCUUAACAAUGACAUGGAACUUAUCCAUCUUAAAGUGUUGGAAGAUGAAUCUGGCGGCACGUCCGAUGAAGCAUUCAUGAGCUUAGUUGAACAAGAACUCGACAAGAACCUAAAGACAUUCGGUAUUACCGGUGGUAACGAAGACUUGGCUGAAGCUAGAAAGAACCAUGAGCCGCCAGCACCAACUCAUGCUCUGGUUAUUGACGGGUUCACUCUGAGAUGGGUGCUCAAUGAUAGCUUGAAGCAGAAAUUCUUGCUUCUUUGCAAGCAAUGUGCAUCUGUUCUCUGCUGCCGUGUCAGUCCCGCUCAGAAAGCCUCUGUCGUCUCUAUGGUCAAGAACGGUCUCGACGUCAUGACAUUGUCUAUCGGAGACGGCGCCAAUGACGUCGCCAUGAUCCAGGAGGCCGACGUCGGUGUGGGUAUUGCGGGUGUUGAAGGUAGACAAGCUGUUAUGUCCGCUGAUUACGCUAUUGGUCAAUUCCGCUUCCUUCAGCGGCUAGUCCUGGUUCAUGGCCGUUGGUCCUACCGAAGAAUGGCUGAAGCCAUCGCUAACUUCUUCUACAAGAACAUGGUUUGGACCUUGAGCAUCUUAUGGUUCCAGUGCUUCUGCAAUUUCGAUAUCACCUACCUCUUCGAGUACACUUAUAUCCUUCUUUUUAACCUCAUCUUCACCUCUGUCCCCCCCAUCGUCAUUGGUGUUCUCGACCAAGAUGUCUCUGACAAGGUUUCCCUGGCCGUCCCUCAAUUAUAUCGGCGUGGCAUUGAGCGUCUUGAAUGGACUCAACACAAAUUUUGGCUGUACAUGUUUGACGGCCUCUAUCAGAGCGUGAUAUGCUUCUUUAUCACCUACUUGGCUUUCUCUCCGACCUCGGCCGUGACCCCAAAUGGAUUAGAUGUUGGCGAUCGAUACCGUCUUGGAAUCUAUGUUACUCACCCAGCCGUGAUAACAAUCAAUCUUUACAUUCUCAUCAACACCUACCGAUGGGAUUGGCUCACGGUAUUGAUCAUCGUUGUUAGUGACCUUCUAAUCUUUUUCUGGACCGGUGUAUAUACCUCGUCGACAUAUGCCGCCACACUCUAUGGAGCAGCCCCGCAGAUUUACGGUGAGGCUUCAUUCUGGGCAGUUUUGGUUGCUACUCCAAUCAUCGCAUUGGCACCCCGAUACGCUAUCAAAGCUCUACGCAAAGUCUUCUGGCCCCGUGAUGUCGACAUCAUUCGGGAGCAGGUUACCAUUGGUAAAUUUGACGAGGUAGAGAAGGAAACCGUAGAAGAGGACUUGGUUAAGUCUGCUUCAUCGGAUUCAUCGCGAUCAUCUCGGAAUCGACGACACAAGCAGUUCGAGAGUGUCGACGAAGAUUUAAGACCGAUUUAUCCGCCUUCUGUCGCGACGCAGUCUGUUAUUGGACAUAAUGCUCACAGCCAGAACGGCAGUGACGGUACCAAUUACACCAGACACGAACCUUCACUUGAUGUACCAAGAGUUGCCCAACCUGUGGAUCCACCAGCGGAGCCUCCAGUACGACCAUCCUACGAUCGCGUCCGACCAUCAUACGACCGUAUGCGUGCCUCUAUGGAUCGUGUUAGAUAUAGUUACGAAAUGUCCAACGAGUUUACUUCGGCCGCUAUGUUAAGCAGAUUUGAAUCGACCCACUCUGUCUCGCGACCACCUGAGGGCAACGGAAUUGUCAGCCGAAUAAGGAGACGAACCCGAGGCAAAUCCUUCAAGACAGCAUUCGCCCAUCACAAAGACAACAACAUCCGCGAACACGAGUAAAUAACCCUCGGUUAAUAACCGCAAAUCUUGUAAAAUAGUGUGCUGCGCAAUCCUUGACUUCGUUUACUCCGUUCAGUAUGAUAUCCGGGGCACUAGAUGCCCAAAUACGAUCUCGAACGAAUUAUUUACGACACUGCUGUAAUCUUCUCAGCUAAAAGAACAAACCGAACUUCUUUCGAACGAACUGUCUACACUUUUUCCUCUUUUCCAUUUGCG
Molecule: messenger RNA, 5158 nt
Organism: Hypoxylon trugodes
Lineage: Eukaryota; Fungi; Ascomycota; Sordariomycetes; Xylariales; Hypoxylaceae
Product: phospholipid-translocating P-type ATPase
Exons: 3
Coding region: 308-4942 (1544 amino acids)
Biological process (GO): phospholipid translocation
Cellular component (GO): plasma membrane
Molecular function (GO): ATP hydrolysis activity; ATP binding; magnesium ion binding
Source: RefSeq, a predicted model, not a curated record